AUGGAGCCUCCACUGCCGGAGCUGCCUCCUCCUCCGUACCCUGAGCCUCCACCACAGAUGGAGCCACCACUGCCAGAACUUGAUCCACGUCUACCAGAGCUGUGGCCACCUCCAGAGAUGGAGCCUCCACUGCCGGAGCUGCCUCCUCCUCCGUACCCUGAGCCUCCACCACAGAUGGAGCCACCACUGCCAGAACUUGAUCCACGUCUACCAGAGCUGUGGCCACCUCCAGAGAUGGAGCCUCCACUGCCGGAGCUGCCUCCUCCUCCAUACCCUGAGCCUCCACCACAGAUGGAGCCACCACUGCCAGAGCUCAUUCCUCCAUGA
Charadrius vociferus (killdeer) is the source of this 327-nucleotide messenger RNA. RefSeq names its product early nodulin-75-like. The record is from RefSeq and is a predicted model, not a curated record. The transcript has a single exon. NCBI's taxonomy places the organism in Eukaryota, Metazoa, Chordata, Aves, Charadriiformes, Charadriidae. The coding region runs from base 1 to 327 and encodes 108 amino acids.